Messenger RNA from Onychomys torridus (southern grasshopper mouse), 1218 nucleotides. RefSeq names its product chromosome 2 C1orf141 homolog (gene C2H1orf141). The transcript has 6 exons. Lineage: Eukaryota; Metazoa; Chordata; Mammalia; Rodentia; Cricetidae. The record is from RefSeq and is a predicted model, not a curated record. The coding region runs from base 1 to 1218 and encodes 405 amino acids.
AUGGAAAAAGUUCUGGAGAAGUUAGAUGUUCUGGAUGAGAAUGCAAGGGUACUUGCAGCCGCCAGAUCAAAGGUGUAUGAAGUGGAAGCUGGGAAUACUAGUCCUCCCCGCUGUGAGAAAUACCAAGUCAACACCUACAUCUCGUCCUUUUAUUUCAUCCUUUCUACCAAAUCAGAGGCUAGUGCCGAGAUUUGCAUCUACAUGUCUUUUUCCCAUGGGAAUUCCUUCCUUACAGAGGCAGAAUAUGCAAAGCCCUUCAAUUUUCUGCAGUCUCAACCUAGAAACCGGUGUAAAAGAUCAUUAGAGUCUUCAGUCCUGUAUCCUACAGAUGCCAGUCAAUCCAAUGCUAGUGAGAAGGAGAAAGUCUCUACUCCAUUUACAGAUGAAAACAAAAAGAGAGCUAAGAGGUCCAUGUACUCUACAGUCCACUCCACAGAUUCUACGGAAAAGGGGAGAAAGGAUCAUCCACUGGUAAAGGAUUCUGUUACAAAAGAAAAUGAGCCAACCAGAGAUAACCAAGCAAGAACACUUUGUCCAGUAAAACAGAGCAUCUUACUCCCUUUGAUCUUUGAGGAUGUACUGACUAAUCCUACAAUCAAGAUAACUGACCUUGGUCCAAGAGAGACAGUGCUUUAUUCCAUGGAAGAAAGCCACACAAACCCAGUAACUUUCUAUGACAAAGCAUAUAUAGACAUGUUGGUCACGAUAAAAAGGUUCACUCCCUAUGUUAUCACAUAUGCAAGGAAGAAUACUGUUCUAGAAAAAAACUGUGACAUGGUCAAAGCUUUAUUUAAUCAUGAGCCCAGUACUGUUUCUGAACUUCAAAGAACUAAGCCUGUAUCGCAGCUCAAAGACUUGUUCUUCUUCUCUACUAAACGGGUGCAAAAGACUAUAAAGGAGAGACAAAAGAGGAAACAUGACAGUCUGGCUUCUGAAAAAAGACCUCCAAACACACUUUAUCAUUUAUCCCGAACGUUUUCUAGCUUAACCAAAAAAAUUGCGGGUUACUUUGAUAAAGAUGCUACUCAAGAAAAGAGUGCUAAGACAGAUGGAUUUGAAAGAAUAUUCACCAAAGCAAAACCACCACCCAAACGCAAAUUCACUGCUUUACCUAUUAAGUAUGACUCAAAGCCUCUGAAAAAUAUACUUGAAAUACGUAAACUAAACAACAUAACCCCACUAGAUAACCUGCUAACCUGGAAAGUAAAUGACUUAUAA